AUCGAUCCCAUCUUUAUCAAAACAGAUGUACAAAGUCUAAACUGAGAGCAUAUAGAUAGUAUAAGAAUGGCUGCAACUGGUCUGAAACGUAAGCUGGAAGGUGAAAUAGAAAUAAGAGUUGGUGCAGCUGAUGUUUUCCAUGAACUUUAUCAAGAUAAACCACAUGAAAUCAGCAAUAUUCACCCUGAAUUUGUGCAAGCUUGUGAUUUGCACCAUGGUGCUUUUGGAACUCCUGGAUCCAUCAUUUCUUGGCAAUAUACUCUUGAUGGAAAGCCUCAAAUCGGAAAGGAAAUAAUUGAAAUGGUAGACGAAAAGAAUAAGAUGAUCAGAUUCAAAUUGAUAGAAGGAGAUUUAUUAGAAGAAUAUAAUUCCUUUGUUCUUACUUCUCAAGUGAUAUCUGAAGGUGAUGAACUUUGCCUAGUCAAAUGGAUACUUGAAUAUGAGAAGAAGCAUUCUGGCAUUUCUGAGCCAACUACUGUUUUGGAUGCAUUACUUGAUGCAGCCAAACGGAUUGAUGAACAUCACCAUCGCCAAGACAAACAAUAAAAUUAUUUAUAACGAUAAUGAAUCCUAUGUAUAUUAAUUUCUUAGUUUCAUUUUGUUUGUUUUAGUCUUACGUAACAAUAAUUAAUUGUUACUUAGUUUGGUCAGACUAGAACAAAUUUAAAGAAAUAAAGAAAUAUCUUAUGUUGUUGUUUUUUAUUUUUUUCGUUUCAAUGUCAUUGCAAAAUAAAAUGUUGUUUACGAAUUAAAAUAUCUGCUCUUUAAUUAUUGAGAUUGUAACAUUCUCUUUUAAAGGUUUUAUAUAGUUUUGCAUAAUAUUGCAAUUUAAAUUGAGCAUAAGAGUAUGUGAAAUGAGUAGGUUAUUACAUGUUUGUAAGUCAAAAUUUAAAUGAACUUAUAAAUUAUGUAUA
Messenger RNA from Amaranthus tricolor (Joseph's coat), 914 nucleotides. Its product is annotated as MLP-like protein 28. Bases 67 to 546 code for a protein of 159 amino acids. The transcript is spliced from 2 exons. Gene Ontology annotation, biological process: defense response. NCBI's taxonomy places the organism in Eukaryota, Viridiplantae, Streptophyta, Magnoliopsida, Caryophyllales, Amaranthaceae. The record is from RefSeq and is a predicted model, not a curated record.